This is a messenger RNA of Peronospora belbahrii, 4404 nucleotides long. Lineage: Eukaryota; Oomycota; Peronosporomycetes; Peronosporales; Peronosporaceae. The record is from the annotation of a GenBank genome assembly.
AUGGUCAUUGAAAAAGAGACAAGGAUUCGAGAAGUGAUGAAAAUUAUGGGACUCUCGAACUUUACACUAUUGUGUUCAUGGUGUCUAACGACAGCGAUUCUCGCUACGCCGCUUGCCUUUGUCAUUGCUGCGGAAUUAAAGUUUGGACAGGUUUUUCCCAUGACAGAAUAUGCAACGUUGGUGUUUCUAUUCUGGACGCUAAGCUUGUCAAUUGUGAGCUUUUGUUACUUUAUCACACCAUUUUUUAACAAGUCCAGGGCUGCGUCAAUUGCAUCAAUACUGCUAUGGCUGGUAUUGUUCUUUCCUUUUUUUUAUGUCAUGUCCAAGUCCAAUUCGAUCAAGUAUCUUGGCGCACUCGCACCUCCCACUGCCUUUGCACUCGGUAUUGAUGACUUGGUGCGUCGCGCCCAACUGGGUAGAGGACUAGCGUACGUGCUAGGAAUUAUAGAAUCUCCCGUUGAUGUGCCGUCAGCACAUGUCAUGAGCUGGUUUCUCAUUUUGGACUCGUUUAUUCUAGUCAACCUUGGCUGGUACUUUGACAAUAUACUUCCUCAAGAAUUUGGCGUUCGUAAGCCGUGGAACUUUCUCUUUGUGAAGGAUUAUUGGCUUCCGUCGAGGUUGAGUACCGUGGACAAGGAAGUUUAUAUGUUGGAAUCUCCCAAUACAGCCUCGUUACCUCAGACUUAUUAUUCAGUUGCAUCACCACAGGAGGCGAAACGGCUGCAUCAGACUUCAUUUGACGGAUCUGUCGUGAUGAUGAAGGAUGGUUCUGAACUCGCGGCGUCAGUGGAGCCUGUCAGUACCACACUAUUAGCACAAGAACGUAACGGAACUUGUCUUCAGAUUCGGGGCCUUCGUAAGGAGUUCCCGUCAGGUGAUGGAAACGUUAAUGUAGCAGUGCACGGACUUAACCUUACUCUGUACGCCGGGCAGAUAUCUGCUCUGUUGGGCCACAAUGGCGCAGGAAAGACAACUACAAUUUCGAUGUUGACGGGCCUUAUACCACCCACAGCGGGUGAUGCAACACUCUAUGGCCGUUCAAUUCAGGAAAACUGUAACGAGCUUCGCCAGAUUAUGGGUAUUUGUCCGCAGCAUGAUGUGUUGUUCAACGAGUUGACUGUUGAAGAGCAUUUGCUGCUAUUUGGAACGAUGAAGCAAGUCCCGCACGGUAAACUGAAAGACGAAGUGGAGCGAAUGAUACGAGAAGUGGGUUUGGUAGAGAAACGAAAGGUUGUUGCGAGGGAUUUGUCGGGUGGGCAAAAGCGCAAGCUGAGUGUUGCGCUAGCGUUCAUAGGUGAUAGCAAGCUGAUCUUUUUGGACGAGCCUACUUCCGGUAUGGACCCGUACUCUCGUCGGUUUACGUGGAAUUUGCUGCAACGAAACCGUGACGACCGAGUCAUUGUUCUCACCACACACUUUAUGGAUGAAGCUGACAUUUUGGGUGAUCGCAUUGCGAUUAUGGCAGACGGUCGGCUGUGUUGCGCUGGAAGUUCGCUGUUUUUGAAAAACCGUUAUGGUUCAGGAUAUAAUCUGACCAUGAUCAAAGCACCCGGUUGUAAUAUUGAGGUUGUGGGCAAGUUUUUGCGUAACAUUAUUCCUGAGGCGAAAUGCUUGAGUAACUUUGGUUCAGAAGUAGUGUUCCAGCUUCCGUCAACAUCAGCAGGGGUAUUUUCGACAAUGCUACAAGCCCUUGACGAUAAAAUGCACAGCAUGCAUAUUGUUCAGUAUGGUAUGUCAGUGACAACUCUUGAGGAAGUUUUUUUGCGCAUUUCGCGGGAUCGAGAAGAACAAGUUGUCAUGGGCGCUGUUGCCUGCGAUGUGGACGCCGUGGAUCAAAUUCGCAAGACAUCAGCAACCUCAAUGAAUUCACGCGGCUCGCUGGCAGGUCCAGUGUCGGCAAAUAGUCCUACUCAAGUGACGCUGUGGAGCCAAUACACUGCGCUAUUGACAAAACGUUUGCGAAUCGCAAAGAGGGAUAAGAAAAACCUCUUGAAUGCUCUGUACGUGCCGCUUCUUUUUCUUCUGAUCUUGGUCUCGCUUCCUGAGAUUGAUAUCGCGAGUUUUAUAUCUACCGAUGACUACGCAUCAGAACUUGCGUCGUUAUCUCGACAAAGACAGUGUUCAAACGCAAACUUUUCGCUAGUAUCAGUUCCAAGUACUUGUGACAUCUUGUCUUUUAACUACUGCAACCUCGGCGUGAUUGAUUGCAGUGCUUCGACAUGCUGUGAUAAGACGAAUGUCGAGUCUCCGUACUAUGCAUGCAACAUGUGUGAAGGAACUUCCUCGUCUAGCCCAAUAACUCCGUGCUACAGCAAGUAUUGCCUCGAUCAAGAUGGUGCAACACUCCAGGUUACUUUAAAUGCUUUUUUGACUUCCGUUGUGGUCAUGCUAGCAUUUGCGUUCGUUCCAGCAGCGAUUGUAGCAUUUGUUGUGCGCGAGAAAAACCCGAACCAGAACGCAAAAAAGCUUGCAGCUGAUUUCUGGUGCAAACUUAUUGCCUCCAUGAUAUUGGUGCCCUUGUCUGAUCGAACGCUACAAAGCUCCGAGGAGGUAUGGGGUGUUGUGGCUCUCGUCGCUUCGCAUGCUCUGGCUGUAGUCCCAAUGGCAUAUUUGUUCUCCUUCAGGUUCAAGAAGCAUGCUAUAGCACAGACAUCGCUAUUAGUAUUUGCGCUCUGCACAGGCGGUUUACUGAGCAUCUUUUCCUUCAUGUGCCGACUCAUCGACUUUGACAUGACCCCAGGCAACACUUCCGACCAAUUGACUCUUUCUUCGCUUGAUAGAAACUAUCUACGAUGGAUUUUCCUAAUUUUCCCAGGAUACAGUCUGAAUAACGGCAUUUACGAGAUUGCCACACGGAAACUGAGCCGAAAACCACUGUACGGUAGCAGCAACGAGACAUUCGCCCCGCCUUCCUUCUUUGGCCUCUGGGAAGGCCUUGACACAAACUACACCUGUACUUCUUGCUGGGAUGCAGCGCUCGGUGAGGAUUGUUGCGUGCGCAACGUUUUCGAUCUGGAUGUAGCUGGAGCCCCUAUCGCGUACGCGGUGGUCGAGAUCGUGCUUUUUAUGCUGUUGUUGUUUAUUAUCGAGAACCGUAGUUUAUCAUGGCACUCUGAGACACGACAGCAGUUGUCUCGUAAUGAGGAUGAUGACGUGGCCAGGGAACGCCAAAAAGUAGAGCAAUCUUACCCCACCCACAACGACAGCGUAUUCAUCCGUAACCUGCGUCAACAAUAUGGACGCAAAGGCAAGCUUGCGCUGGAUGAUUUGUGUCUUUCCAUUGCAAAGGGGGAAUGCUUUGGUUAUCUCGGCAUUAACGGAGCUGGCAAGUCGACGACGAUGAAGGUUCUGACUGGGGAGAUUGCACCGACCAACGGUUUCGUGACCUUGGCAGGCUACGAUUUGUCUCGUGACUGCGAUAAAGCGCGCAGAGUGGUUGGAUAUUGCCCUCAGUUUGACUCGUUACAUGACUUGUUAACCGUAGAAGAGCAGCUUGAGCUGUACGCCCGGCUCAAAGGAAUCCCGCGUGGCCGUGUACAGAAGGUCGUUGACGAAAAGAUCGAGGAAGUCGGACUGUUUGAGUACCGGACCAAGCUGACGCAGGGACUUAGUGGGGGCAACAAGCGCAAACUAUCAACAGCCAUCGCCUUGAUUGGCUCUCCAAAGAUUAUCUUCUUGGACGAGCCUACGACGGGAGUAGAUCCAAGCUCUCGAAGGAAAAUGUGGGAUGUUAUUGCCAGCGUGUGUGCAGCCAAAGAGUCUUGUGUCAUCCUUACGACACAUAGCAUGGAGGAGUGUGAAGCACUCUGCACACGUGUGGGUAUAUUGGUGAGUGGGAAACUGAAAUGUCUGGGAAGCGUUGAGCAUCUGAAGCAGAAGUUUGGCCGAGGAUACGUUGUAGAGGUGAAGAUGCGCGAACCCAACACGUCUGCUGUAGGAAGAUUGCAGCAAGAAGUGUAUAGAAUCCUAGGGAGCAAUAGCUCUGGGAUCGUACGAGAUCAAGUUGACAGUCUGUGUUCGUCUCUAGGUGUGCCGAACCGUGCUCAAGCGAUUGUGGACGGCGAAAGAAAUGGUAGCGUGCUCAACAGCUACCUUGAAACGUCUGGCAUCAUUCCCAUUGACGUCUUCUGCGCAUGGUGGCAAUCCGAGAACAUGGGCGUUGCGCUGCAAGAGUUUUUUCAUUCCAAUUUCCUCGGUUGCGAGCUCAUUGAGCAUCAAGUUAGCCACUUUCGUUUCCAAGUACCCAAGCAAUCAUUGCGGCCUUACGUAAUCUUUGGUCUUCUUGAGGAAAACAAGGAACAACUGGAAAUUGAUGAAUAUGGUGUGAGUGCAUCAUCAUUAGAACACAUUUUCAAUACGAUGGCUGCCCAGCAAGAAUAUGAACACCUGCAGAGGCAGCACUAG